AUGGAGGAUGAAGAGAGCGUCCGCCGGGGGGCGGGUGAGGGGCCCGAGUCCCCGCAGGAGGCACUGGCCCCCCCCAGCCAGCUGCAGCCCCCCCGGCUCUACGAGCACACGCUGGAGGGGGACGAGCAGGUGGUCUUCACCCACCGCAUCAACCUGCCCCCCCCGGCCUGCGACUGCGAGGGGGGGGGCGCCGGCGGGGCCCUGCGGGAGGCGCUGGCCCGGCUGCGGGCGCUGGAGGCCCAGGUCCAGGCGCUGCGGGAGCAGUGUGGGGCCAAGGGCUGCUGCCCCCCCGCCGCCGCCGGCGCCCAGGCCGGCACAGGCCAGACGGACACCCAGAGCCUCUGCGGCCGGCACGGCGCCUUCGACUUGGCCACCUGCGGCUGCGUGUGCCAGCCGGGCUGGGGCGGCCCCACUUGCGCCGAGCCGCAGUGCCGGGGCUGCGGGGGCCGGGGCGAGUGCGUGGCCGGACGCUGCGUCUGCCCCCCCGGCUUCGCCGGCGCCCGCUGCGAGAUGGCCGUCUGCGCCGACGACUGCAACGACCAGGGCCGCUGCCAGGGCGGGCGCUGCCUCUGCUUCCCCGGCUACUCGGGGCCGGCCUGCGAGACGCCGGACUGCCCUGGGGACUGCCACGGGCGCGGGCGCUGCCAGGACGGGCGCUGCCUCUGCAGACCCGGCUACGCCGGCCCGGACUGCGGCACCCGGGCCUGCCCCGGCGACUGCAGCGGGCGCGGGCGCUGCCUGAAGAACGGGGUCUGCGCCUGCCACCGCGGCUACACCGGGCCUGACUGCAGCCAGCCCACCUGCCCCAGCGACUGCGGGGGGCAUGGGGAGUGCCGGAACGGGGAGUGCCACUGCCAGGACGGCUACGCCGGCGAGGACUGCACCAUAGAGAUCCCGGCCGUGACGCUGCGCGUGGGGCGCCGGGACGAGGGCUCCUUCCGCCUGCAAUGGACUCGCCCCAAGAUCCACGUGGAUGGAUAUGAAAUUCACCUCGUUCCCACGGGUGACCCCGAGGGGGCCGUGUCCCUGCAGCUGCCCGGCACGGCCACGUCCUUCGAGCGCUCGGGGCUGGGCCCUGGCCAGGAGUUCAGCGUCACCGUCCGGGCCCAGCGAGCCCAGCGCCUCGGGCCCCCCGCCACCCAGAGCGUCCGCACCCGGAUCGACGCUCCCCGUGACCUGCGCCCCACGGGGGCCACGGCCACCUCGCUGAGCCUGCGCUGGGAACCCCCGGCCGCCCAGCCCGACGGGUACACCCUGCACUACCGCCCGGUGGGGCAGGACAGCACCGAGCCCCCCACCCGCCUGACCCUGCCCCCCAACCGCACCACCCUCACCCUGACCGGCCUCCGCAGCACCACCCAGUACACCCUCACCCUGACCGCCCACCGCGGCCCAGAGCAGAGCCCUCCCGCCAGCACCAGUGCCACCACCGGGAAGCCGGGCCCCCGGCCCGCCCCGGCCAACGCCUCCUCGCUCCCCAGCCAGAUCUUCUUCCAGACCGUGGCGCAGAACCUGACGGCCAAGCUGGCCCGGUACAACGGGACCCUGCUGCAGCGGCUGGAGAGUUACCUCCGCGCCACACGCUACCCGCUCCGCGGCAACCAAACCAUCGCCAGCGUGGCCAGGACCAUCUACCUCUACCUGGUGCAGAGGAAGUCCCUGGAGGAACAGGAGAUGGUCUACGUGGGGCUGGGCCAGCAUUCGAAGGAGCUCGGGGCCAUGGCACCCACCCCGGGGCACCCUGCGGAGGAGCCCACGGCCCCCCCCGGCCACUUCCAGAUAGCCGGGAAGGAGGGCGGCAUCUUCUCGGAGGGCUCCCCCAGCUGGGCCACGGGGCCCAGGGGCCACGCCAAGCCGGCGGUGGUGGCCCGCUCCCCCGGCGCCAUUGUGGUCUCGCUGGAGGGCACGCGUGACCACGCGGAGCGCGUGGUGGUCCGCUACUGGCGGGCGGGCGACGGCGGAGGAGCGGGGGAGCUGGCGGUUCCCGGCGACGCCGCGGCGGUUCGCCUGCACGGCCUGGCGCCCGGCACCACCUACCAGGUGGAGAUCCACGGCCUGGUCCAGGGGCGGCUCUCCAAGUCCUAUUCCUUUCUCGCCUCCACAGCUCCGGAGGCAUCUGGCACCGAGCCCCCCGCCACGCCCAGCCUCUCCCGCCCUGGGCCGCCCCCAGGGGACCUGGCCGUGACAGACGUCUCCCCCGACCGGUUCCGCGUCACCUGGACGGCCACGACUGGCACCUUCCAGCACUUCCUGCUGCAGUACCGGGAGCCCGGCUCCCGGGUGCCUCCCGGGCAGACCCAGGUGCCUGGGGGGAAGAGGAGCGUGAUCGUCACCCAGCUGAGCCCCGGCACCGAAUACGAGGUGGAGCUGCGGGGGGUGGCACCUGACGGGACCAUCUCAGAGCCCAUCACCACCAGCGUGUGGACAGCACCCCCUGGCGGGGGCCCCGGGCCAGGCGACCUGGGGGCCCUGGGGGUCAGGAACGUGACCAGCGAUGGCUUUGGGCUGCAGUGGAGGGCACGGCAGGGCCUGUUCCACUCCUUCCUGCUGCGCUACGAGGAUGCGGCCGGGCGCACGGGGCCCCGGGAGGCCGAGGUGCCGGCGGACCAGCGGGCGACCCGCCUUGGGGGGCUGCGGCCUGGCACCGAGUACAACGUCACGCUGUACGGGGUGCACCGCGGCCAGCUCUCACCCCCCCUCAGAGCCAGAGUCCGGACAGCGCCAGCAGAACCCGGCACCCAGCCCAGCCUGGGGGAGCUCUCGGCCUCCGACGUCACCCACGACUCCAUCCUGCUCUCCUGGACCGUCCAGGCCGGGGACUUCGACUCCUUCCUCCUCCAGUACAAGGACGCGGAGGGCAAACCCCAGGCGCUGCCCGUGGACGGGGGAUCCCGCACGGUCACCGUCACCAACCUGGCCCCCUCCCGCAGAUACAAGUUCAACCUCUACGGCAUCUCCGGCCGCAAGCGCCUCGGCCCCGUCUCCACCGACGCCGUCACAGCCAAGGAGCCGCGGGAGCCGGAACUCACCUUUCAGCCCAGACUGGGGGAGCUCUCGGCCUCUGACGUCACCCACGACUCCGUCCUGCUCUCCUGGACCAUCCAGACCGGGGACUUCGACUCCUUCCUCCUGCAGUACAAGAACGCGGAGGGCAAACCCCAGGCGCUGCCCGUGGAUGGGGGAUCCCGUACGGUCACUGUAACGAACCUGGCACCUUCCCACAGAUACAAGUUCAACCUCUACGGCAUCUCCGGCCGCAAGCGCCUCGGCCCCGUCUCCACCGACGCCGUGACAGCCAAGGAGCUGCGGGAGCCGGAACUCACCUUCCAGCCCAGCCUGGGGGAGCUCUCGGCCUCUGACGUCACCCACGACUCCAUCCUGCUCUCGUGGACCGUCCAGGCCGGGGACUUCGACUCCUUCCUCCUCCAGUACAAGGACGCGGAGGGCAAACCCCAGGCGCUGCCCGUGGAUGGGGGAUCCCGCACGGUCACCAUAACCAACCUGGCACCUUCCCACAGAUACAAGUUCAACCUCUACGGCAUCUCCGGCCGCAAGCGCCUCGGCCCCGUCUCCACCGACACCGUCACAGGGCCGCCGAAGGAGGUACCCACCACCCAGCCCAGCCUGGGGGAGCUCUCGGCCUCCGACGUCACCCACGACUCCACCCUGCUCUCCUGGACUGUCCAGGCUGGGGACUUCGACUCCUUCCUCCUCCAGUACAAGGACGCGGAGGGCAAACCCCAGGUGCUGCCCAUGGAUGGGGGAUCCCGCACGUUCACCGUCACCAACCUGGCCCCCUCCCGCAGAUACAAGUUCAACCUCUACGGCGUCUCCGGCAGCAAGCGCCUUGGCCCCAUCUCCACCGACACCGUCACAGCCGCAGUGCGGCAGGAGGAAGAACCCACCGCCGAGCCCAGCCUGGGGGAGCUCUCGGCCUCCGACGUCACCCACGACUCCAUCCUGCUCUCCUGGACCGUCCAGGCCGGGGACUUCGACUCCUUCCUCCUCCAGUACAAGGAUGCGGAGGGCAAACCCCAGGCGCUGCCCGUGGAUGGGGGAUCCCGCACGGUCACCAUCACCAACCUGGCCCCCUCCCACAGAUACAACUUCAAAUUCUAUGGUGUCUCCGGCCGCAAGCGCCUUGGGCCUAUCUCCACUAACGCUGUCACAGCCGCGGCACCGACGGAGGCGGUACCCAUGGCCCAGCCCAGCCUGGGGGAGCUCUCAGCCUCUGACAUCACCCACGACUCCAUCCUGCUCUCCUGGACCGUCCAGGCUGGGGACUUCGACUCCUUCCUCCUCCAGUACAAGGACGCGCAGGGCAAACCCCAGGCCCUGCCUGUGGAUGGGGGAUCCCGCACGGUCACCAUCACCAACCUGGCCCCCUCCCGCAGAUACAAGUUCAACCUCUACGGCAUCUCCGGCCGCAAGCGCCUUGGCCCCGUCUCCACCGACGCCGUCACAGCGCCAGGGAAGGACGAAUCCACCCCCCAGCCCAGCCUGGGGGAGCUCUCAGCCUCCGACGUCACCCACGACUCCGCCCUGCUCUCCUGGACCGUCCAGGCCGGGGACUUCGACUCCUUCCUCCUCCAGUACAAGGAUGCGGAGGGCAACCCCCAGGCGCUGCCCGUGGACGGGGAUCCCAAGACGGUCACCGUCACCAACCUGGCCCCCUCCCGCAGAUACAAGUUCAACCACGGCAUCUCCGGCCGCAGCGCUGGACCCAUCUCCACCGACACCGCCACAGCACCGCAGAAGGAGAUACAAGUUCAACCUACGGCAUCUCCCGGCCGCAGCGCCGGCCCCAUCUCCACCGACGCCGUCACAGGUCAGCGGCUGCCCUCUGAUGUUGGCCUCUCUUCUCCCACCCUUUGCUUUGGUGUCAGUGACACCGACCGGCUGGGACCCUCCGAGGAAGAUGCAUCCAAUCCUUCAGCCUUCACAAGCAGCUGGCUGUACAAGGACGCAGGAGGGCAAACUCCCAGCACUGCCCGUGGACGGGGAUCCCGCACGGUCACCGUCAACAACCUGGCCCUCCCGCAGAUACAAGCUCAACCCUACGGCAUCUCUGGCCGCAGUUUCUCGGCCCCGUCUCCACCGACACCGCCACAGGUCAGCGGCUGCUCCCGGCGAGUGGCCAUGCCCCCUCACCCCUGCACAAUCUCUUCCAGCCGUGUGGCACCGCUGGACGGCAGUUGGGAAUGCCAGCUCCGCCUGGGGGAGGAGCUCCAGCGGCCAACGAGCUCACUUACUCCAUCGAAUUUCCUGGACUGUGGAGGAGGGACAUUUGACUCCUUCAUCCUCCAGUACCGGGACGAGGCAACCUCGGCGCUGCCCGAUCGUGCCCGCGCCCUCCACCUCCAUGACCUGGCCCCUCCCGCAGAUACAAGUUCCACCUUCUACGGAGUCUCCGGUCGCGCGCCCGGCCCUGUCUCCACCGACGCCAAGCCACAGGUCAGCGGCUGCGCCCAGACACCUGGGCCUCGGCUGCUCUGGCUCUCAACUCACGCCUCUUUCCAGCACCGCAGCCCUUUGCUCACUCACAACCCACAAGUACGGGGCGUGCGCUCCGCGGCACCGACGGAGGCGGUACCCACCGCCCAGCCCAGCCUGGGGGAGCUCUCAGCCUCCGACGUCACCCACAACUCCAUCCUUCUCUCCUGGAGCAUCCAGGCUGGGGACUUCGACUCCUUCCUCCUCCAGUACAAGGAUGCGGAGGGCAAACCCCAGGUGCUGCCCGUGGAUGGGGGAUCCCGCACGGUCACCGUCACCAACCUGGCCCCCUCCCGCAGAUACAAGUUCAACCUCUACGGCAUCUCCGGCCGCAAGCGCCUCGGCCCCGUCUCCACCGACACCGUCACAGCCGCGGCACCGACGGAGACAGUACCCACCACCCAGCCCAGCCUGGGGGAGCUCUCGGCCUCCGACGUCACCCACGACUCCAUCCUGCUCUCCUGGACCGUCCAGGCUGGGGACUUCGACUCCUUCCUCCUCCAGUACAAGGACGCACAGGGCAAACCCCAGGCGCUGCCCGUGGAUGGGGGAUCCCGCACGGUCACCGUCACCAACCUGGCCCCCUCCCGCAGAUACAAGUUCAGCCUCUAUGGUAUCUCCGGCCGCAAGCGCCUUGGCCCCGUCUCCACUGACACCGUCACAG
Molecule: messenger RNA, 6157 nt
Organism: Mauremys reevesii (Reeves's turtle)
Lineage: Eukaryota; Metazoa; Chordata; Testudines; Geoemydidae
Product: tenascin-X-like
Molecular function (GO): protein binding
Source: RefSeq, a predicted model, not a curated record